Acaulospora colombiana is the source of this 2748-nucleotide messenger RNA. NCBI's taxonomy places the organism in Eukaryota, Fungi, Glomeromycota, Glomeromycetes, Diversisporales, Acaulosporaceae. The record is from the annotation of a GenBank genome assembly.
AUGGAUUUCUCGCUAAACGAACAGCUCGAAAGACUCCAAGAGAUACUGAUUGCUACAAGAUCAAAAUCCUUUUGGCAGUCUUUGCCUAUCAUAGAUGAGACGAAGGACGAGGAUGUGGUCGACAUCCAGGACAACGACUUGCCGGGUUUGAGACAUUUGAGAAUGUCAAUUCAGAAGGAAAUCGAAACUAUCGAGACACACCUCAACCUAGAUGCGGACAAACCGCUAUCUACCAACUCCCCUUAUUAUUUAUCCCUAUGGGAUGAAAUUUUGUCCGCACGCCGUCCAAUACUGGCGUUAUGGAAGACUUUUGACACCGCAAGUGUUGAUGAUCCGGUGAACGGCAAGCAUUCUACGAGCACGAAAGUCAAAGUGGACAUCAUAGCAAACAACGGCCAUGACUGGAUUCGAGUCAACACGACGAAAGAAUCUCGAUUAUCAGCGGAAUUUCGAGGAAUCGAAGCUUUUGGGUACGAAUCAUCUGAUGAGGAAAACGAAGGUGCACAUGAAAGUAGGAGUACUUCAACCAAGGAAAAAGGAGGAACAUGCACGACAGACUGGACUUACACCAUCGAUCUAUCUGCGUCUGACUCGUCUAACCUCUGCCUCAGGGGCGGAGAUCUUUCUCCCGCCCCCACGCCACAAUUUGACCUACCCAAUAACAUUAAUCUGGACCUCUCAUUGCUUAUUGCGCUUGUAACCGAUAUAACUCAUGCAGUGCUUCCUACUACACCUGAAGAUUCUUAUAAACGAUUUCAACCUCAAACCGACCGUUCAUGGAAAAGACGCUUCGAAAAGGAUCCUCUCAGUACACAGGAUGCUGACGAGCACUGUCGAGCCUUGGCUGAACAGACCAUUGAUGAGAUGAAUCGUGGUCUUAUUGAAAGAAUACACGGACGAAUAGCUAAUCUGGCACAUGUUCAAUUCUGGACCACGGCCGAGGCAAAGGAACGGUUCCUAGCGAUCAUAGACAAGAUAGGAGGGGCGGAUGAAGUGACCAGAGCCCAUGCGCUCUUUUCCACCAACCCCAAUGCCUCUGAAGACUUUUGGAGGAACUCUCGUAUACAGCCGGGAGGUCGCCCUCCUUUCAUCCCCAUCAACAUUUUUCCCUCUGAAAAACCUGAUAUAUCUAUAUCACCACAUAUACAAGACAAAACCUUCAACCAAAUGUUAAUAACCACGUGUAUAACAAUCCUUUCCCGCCCCGUUCGACCAGAUGCCAAAAACGAUGACCCAAACAAGAAGCUACCCGCGCCCACAAGAUUUGCUGCGCGACUUUCUGCGCACACAAUACAGUCUCUCCUUUGGGGCGCAUCUCAGAAAAUGGUUACGCUAACCUCAAAUAAAACGAGCGUACGCUUGGUGCUGCGCGAAAUGCGAGGAUUUGCAUUACCUUCCGCUGUAAAUGAUGCACAUGAGAGUGUAGAUUCAGUCGAAGACUCGGAAGGAUGGUCUUUAUGGGUUAUGGAACCGCGCUCGUUGGCAGCUGUGAUGCGCAGUGACUUGAGGCCCCCUGAUUUCCGUGGCUCAUACUCUCUGACACGCGUAAUAUUUGGCUGCGGCUUAGUUCCAAGUGGAAGUACCAACUUGCACCCAACCUUCACCGAACGCGAUACCCCUAACGACAUAGACAAGGCUGAAGCGGAGCUUAUGUUAAAUAUCAAAAAAGCCACAAGCCCAGAAGAGACGGCACCAAAACAGAAACACGUCCGAAAAUGUAUCGUGUAUACAUGGGACUAUCAUACCUCUGCUUCCAUCUGGACCGGCUUGAAGGUUCAACCGAUUCUAGCAGACGAAGUUCAAACAUUCAAGGCGCUCAUCACUGUACACAAGGUCCUGCAAGAGGGCUAUCCUGCAACGUUGAAAGAUGCGCAGCAACAAGUUGGAUGGUUCGAAACCUGCGCUAGGACAGUCGCCAAUGACGGCUAUGGGCAGCUUAUCAGGGCAUACGUUGCCUUCAUUCUCUCGAAAUUACGUUUCCACCGCCACCGUCCCGAGUUCAACGGAUUGUUCGAGUAUGAGGAGUACAUCAGUUUGAAAGGCAUCGACAAUCCUGAUGAAGGAUAUGGAACUAUCUCCGAUCUCAUGGACCUGCAAGACCAGAUUGAGCAACUCCAAAAACUCAUUUUCGCUCAUUUCAGGCAUUCCGCUAAUAACGAAUGCCGCAUCUCAGCAUUGGUUCCUUUGGUCAAAGAAAGUUACAAUAUCUAUCGAUUUAUUACGAGCAUGCUGCGGGCUAUGCACAGACGUACUAGUGAUCAUGAAGCACUCGAACCCUUGAGGUCUCGAUACAAUUCACAACAUCACGCUUUACGCAAAUUUUACUUCGAAUGUUCCAACCUCAAAUAUCUCACUGGUUUAAUCAACGUUCCAAAACUAGGCCAAGAGCCGCCAAGCUUGCUCGAUAAUGGCCAAACUCCAGAUCUCCCCAAGCGGCCAACAGAAAAAACCAAGUCACCCACACCUCCCCCGACCGCCCCAUCCCCUGAUGCAGCCAUGAUCCGGGAACAAGCCGCUAUGCUUAAGGAGUAUGAAGACAAGCAAAAGGCUCUCGAGGCUCAGCGUCUGGCUGACGAACAAAGAAGACGCGAAGCCGAGAUGCAGCAACAGCGCGAAAUCGAAGAGAUGCAAAGGCAACAAGCAGAGAGGGAGCGUAUCGCUCAAGAGAUGCUGAGGGCGCAGCAAGUCCAACAAAUCAAUGACCAAGCAACUCAACAUCUCUUGCUCGACGAUAUCGCCAAUGUCUAC